AGCCGCUGGCUGAAACAAACAAGCGAUGCUCUCAAAGAAAGCCUGCUGUACUGUGUGCUAUUGAAAACAACUCUGACACGUAGACUUCAAGUACGCAGUUUAGCACUUGCAUCAAUAUAGGUGGUUAUUGUUCACUGCUUGUUGCGUAUUUUCGGACGGAUGAGAUUAUUAUACUCGAAUGAGCCGGUCGCUGAUUAUUGUGACAGGAACUAGAGACUAUUGUGAAGAUGGGUGUUAUAAAGUGGCAUAUAGAUGUCACUGAAAACGUUUUCGACAUUGCCACAUUCUGGUUGAUCCCGGAGCGAAAUGAAUUUGAGAUAAUUCAUGUUUAUUUAUCAUGCUUAUAAUCUAAAUAUUUAGAAAAUGAACAGCUUUGAAGUAAUUAUCAAUUAUUUUAGUGAUCUUUUUUUAUUGAUGCUUCAAAUCAGUUUUGUGAAGUCAUUAAGUUAUAUGAAAAUCUAUUCAUUCAGUUGCAUAUGCAGUAUUGUUUUGGACACGUGUUGUCGUUUCUUCAAUGUUUACAGGUUACACACCCUCUUCUUGUGUCUCUAACCUUGUAAAUGUCUUCUGAUGUGAUUAUAUUCAUUUUUUAGAAAGAUGGUUUAGCUUGUUGAUUGUUGCACUGUCCGCAAUGCAGGUCCUGCCUUAUGAUCCUGCUCACCCCCGGCCACUCUCACGUGCUUCUGUUGAUGUGCACUGGCCAAUCAGAUGCUGCCAUGAAAGUCCCACAUUUUAUUUAUCAUGAUUUUUGUAUUGUCUUCAUGUACUUAAUAAGUGGUCAUUUAAUAAGACAAAUGAAAAGCACUGACGUUUCUAAUAAUUACUGAUAAUCAGUUGCUAUUAACCUGCUGCUGUUUUUGUGCCGUGCACAAUACGUCAUCAUAAUAGCUUACAUCAUGCAGGAGUAUGUAGUGGGUGUGACUGCAUACUGAAGCACUGGAUAUUGGAUGUUUGUAUGUGCGAAGUGACUAUCAGGACUAGGACAUAACAGUGUUUCUAGAGUCUCAUCUAAAGCAGCAGCUCAUUCCUCAUUGAUUAUUAAUGCUACAGAAGGAGAGAGAGCUGUUAAGGGAGAGAAUGAGAGAUAGUACGGGGGAAAGAACAACAGGGUUGAGUCCUAAUGUCAGGGGGAUUCUUUGUCUCGUGUGGAGCGGGGCGGGGGAGGCCUCACCCUCUGACUGUAGGGACCAGCAUCAGUCAGAUCAGAGCAAAUCUCAGCAUCAGCACUCUAAAAUGUCUACCAGCCCAUAAAUGGCUCCUAAAGAAGGGCUGAGUGAGUGAGUCUUCACAUACGCCAUGGAAUAUCACUUCUGAAAGAUGACCAGUGCUCUCAGCGUCUGUGAUUUAACGCUUAAUUUACGGUCUCCUGGGCUAGUGUAUGUGGAGGUGUGAAUGAGUGAGUGAGUUUAUUUAUACAUGUGAGUGUGUGACCGUGUAUCAUCAUCAACAUGGCCUCAGUGAGUGUUACCUUGGAGAAUCAACUGCACAGUGCACAGAAGAACCUGCUGUUCCUGCAACAAGACCAUGCCAAUACACUGAAAGGCCUUCAUGCUGAGAUCCGCCGCCUACAGCAGCACUGCACAGACCUGACAUAUGAGCUGACAAUGCGGAGCUCUGAUCCAGGUGAUGAUGGUGAGGCUCGCUGCAGAGAGCUGCAUCAGCGCUGUGAGGAGCUGGAGGCUCAGCUGAAGGCUAAAGAGCAGGAAAACACAGAGCUCCUGCGAGAUCUGGAGCAGAAGAACGCCAUGAUCUCGGUGUUGGAGAACACCAUCCGUGAGCGAGAGAAGAAGUACCUGGAUGAGCUAAAGUUGAAGAGCCAUAAAUUGGCUGUGCUGUCUGGAGAGCUGGAGCAGAGAGCCAGCACCAUUGCCUACCUCACCUCCCAGCUCCACGCUACCAAAAAACGCCUACUCGCUGGUGGGGCGGCAAGUAUAAGCCCCUCCGUCAGCCCCAUCGGCACUUUCAAACCCACCCCUCCUCCCGUUCCUGCUGCUUCGGGCAACGACAAAGACGUCCGGCAACCCGAGACCCCUCGCAGGCGCAUGCGCAAAAGUCUUUCGCAGCCGCUGCACUCUGAAUACACAGAGCUGUACCGGUCAGGCGCCACAGACGGCCGCAGGGUGGUACUGAGGGAUUCGGUAGAUGCCAUGCCAGAUCCCACACCAUUCCUGCAAGCCAGAGAGCCCGGGGCUCCUGUAGAGUCUCAGCCGGUGCUGCGGGAACGCCCCUCUGUAAUCCCACCCAUUGCUUCUUCAGCCACACCCCCUGCACAAUUAAGCCCCGCCCACACCCCUUUGCCCCCUAGUCCCAGGAAUAGCCCAGCGCGGGAGGGACCCCAUGCCCGUGCUAACGUGCAUAUAGGAGUGGCGCAUCGGAUCCACCGUUUGCCCUCAGCAGGUGGAGGUGCAGCCCGGCAACAGGCGGAAGUGGAGACCCUCGCAGUGGACCAGGUCAAUGGGGAGCAGGUGGUUCGCAAACGCUCAAGUGCAGACAGAACUGUUUAAGACUGACAAAUGGCGCACAUUUACACAUCCUAAAACAGAUAGUAUAUAAAUAUAGACGUAUUAAGACCAAUGCAGUAUAUGCAGAGAUCUUUAUGACUGUGAAAACACACAAACAUGGAUACAGAUGCUGAAAUCAUCAAUAUAUCACCAACAACCUAGUCAAUAAACGUAUAAAACGCAAACACACACUGCACAAUAGCACAGCACAACCCUGGGAUAUGCUGAACAACACACACUGGCAAGUGAACAAGAUUUAGGCAAAGACUGGUUUUGUGAGUGAGAGAAUAUGUGUGUGUUUUAAAGGGAAAGAUGGAGAGACUACGGAUGGCAGCAAGAGCUUCUGUAUGUCCUGCUGCUUUUUAUGCAACACUGUAUAAACUAAAAUAAGAUGUAAAAGACUUUUGUUCAUGGUCAUUUGAGUAACUACUUUGUCUCACGUCGGUUGAGAAGGAGAACUGUGAGCAUGCCAAUUGUUUGUUUUUCUUUCCCAUUUGACUUUCAGCAACUUUCUGUUCUUCUUGUCAUUGAUGUCCUGCUCCGGGUUGACUCAAGGUGCAAACACACACUCAUAUAUUGCCAAAUCUCAUCAUUGCCUGCUGAUUUAAUGUUCUAAUGCAUAUUCAUAUCUACUCAUAUUUAUUCAUGAGCACUGCAGCUGUACUGGAAUCUCCACUCUCCUUCAACUCUCCUUCCCCUUUCAUUCACAUAUCUACAGGCUAAUGUGAACAAUCCUGCUUUUCCUUAUUAAAGACCUACAGCAAUCAAAGGUCUCAAAGAGGUCA
Cyprinus carpio (common carp) is the source of this 3286-nucleotide messenger RNA. RefSeq names its product coiled-coil domain-containing protein 92. The record is from RefSeq and is a predicted model, not a curated record. The transcript has 4 exons. NCBI's taxonomy places the organism in Eukaryota, Metazoa, Chordata, Actinopteri, Cypriniformes, Cyprinidae. The coding region runs from base 1449 to 2504 and encodes 351 amino acids.